This is a messenger RNA of Coffea eugenioides, 1767 nucleotides long. RefSeq names its product pentatricopeptide repeat-containing protein At4g01030, mitochondrial. Gene Ontology annotation, biological process: RNA modification. NCBI's taxonomy places the organism in Eukaryota, Viridiplantae, Streptophyta, Magnoliopsida, Gentianales, Rubiaceae. The record is from RefSeq and is a predicted model, not a curated record. Gene Ontology annotation, molecular function: RNA binding; zinc ion binding; protein binding.
AUGGUAUAUAUUAUAUUUGGUGAUGUGGAAGCUUCAAACGUUAAGCCAGACAUAGUAACCUGAAAUUGCCUUAUGUCUGGGCAUUUGGCUUGUGGAUUGUACCAAGAAGUUGUAAGCAUUCUGUGGAAAAUGCAAAAUGCAGGUUUUAAGCCAAACUCAGGCUCUAUAACUAGUGCCCUUCAAGCAAUAUCUGAAUUGGAACAAUUCAGUUUUGGGAAGGAAAUCCAUUGCUUUGUCAUUAGAAGCGGCCUAGACUAUGACCCGCAUCUAGGUGCUUCAUUGCUAGACAUAGUAGAGAAUGAUGAUUUAAUAAAUGCCCAAAGAGUCUUUGAUAAUAUGGAGAACCGGAGUUUUUUUACUUGGAAUUGUGUGAUUUCAGGAUAUGUAUAUAGAGGACUUUUUGAUGAAGCACUUAAUCUUUUGGAUCAGAUCAAGGAGGAAGCACUUAAACCUGAUUUAGUGACUUAUAACAUUCUGGUUUCUGGGUAUUCAACUUUAGGCUGUGUUAUGGAAGCCUUGGCCAUGAUUCGCCAAAUGAAAAUUUCUGGUCUGACUCCUAACGUUGUCUCAUGGACUGCUUUAAUAUCAGGUUGUACACAGAAUGGGUAUUACAAGGAUGCACUCAAGUAUUCCAUUGAGACGCAGAAGGUAGGCAUCAAACCAAACUCAGCCACACUAGCAAGCUUACUUUGAGCUUGUGCAGGUUUGUCUAUGUUGCAGAAAGGAAAAGAGGUACACUGCAAUAGUAUCAGAAAUGCUUUUCUUCAGGAUGUAUUUGUGACUACGGCUCUUAUUGACAUGUACAGUAAGCGUGGCAGCUUAAAAAAUGGCUAUGAGGUUUUUCAGAAAAUUGAGAACAAGACAUUAACUUCUUGGAAUGCCAUGAUCGGGGGUUUAGCAACAUACAGCCUUGGAAAGGAUGCAAUUUCACUUUUUCGAGAAAUGCAAGGCAGAGAUGUUAAGCCUGAUGCCAUAACCUUGACAGCUGUCCUCUCUGGCUGCAAGAACUCUGGCUUGAUAAAUGAGGCCUGGGAGUAUUUUGACGGUAUGGAGAUGGAUUAUGGGAUAAUACCUACAAUUGAGCAUUACUCUUGCAUGGUUGAUCUACUUGGAAGGGCUGGGUAUCUUGACGAAGCAUGGGACCUAAUUCACAAAAUGCCAAUGUUGCCAGAUGCUACAGUUUGGGGGGCUUUCCUUUCAUCAUGCCGAAUCCACAAAAACUUGGAGCUUGGAGAGAUUGCAGCACAAAGCUUUUUAACUAUCUGGCUGCUAACUAUGAAUCUAUAUUCAGCCCUAGACAGAUGGAAGGAUGUGGAUCGCAUCGGAGAGUUGAUGGAAGCUAACCGUGUCAAAGUUGGUCAUGUUUGGAGCUGGAUACAACUGAACCAAACGGUUCACAUAUUCUCUGCUCUAGGAAAACCACAUCCAGAUAAAGGGGAGAUCCAUUUUGAGUUAUAUCAGUUGAUUUCUGAGAUGAAGAAUUUGGGGUAUGUGCCUGCUACUGAAUGUGUCUACCAGAACGUUAACACAAGGGAAAAGGAGAAGCUAUUGCUUAGCCACACCGAGAAAUUGGCAAUUACAUUUGGGUCAAUCCAAACAAAAGAUAGCAUACCAACAAGGGUGAUUAAGAGCACAAGAACUUGUUUAGACUGUCACACACUGGUGAAAUAUAUCGCUUUGUUGAGAAGACGAGAUAUCUUUCUCAAAGAUGGUCUUUGUUUUCAUCGUUUCUCAGAUGGUGAAUGUUCAUGCAACGACUUCUGGUGA